Molecule: messenger RNA, 1008 nt
Organism: Emiliania huxleyi CCMP1516
Lineage: Eukaryota; Haptophyta; Isochrysidales; Noelaerhabdaceae
Exons: 2
Coding region: 1-1008 (335 amino acids)
Molecular function (GO): hydrolase activity
Source: RefSeq, a predicted model, not a curated record
AUGCUAGGAUUCCUAGCUCCUCUGGCCGCGCUCGCCUUCGCCGCCACGCCUUUGAGGCAAUCUCCUCGGGCUCCUGUCCGCACGCCUCUGGCUCUCGCCUGCGCUGCGCCGCUGCAGCACCCUGUCCGUGUCUACAUCGAAGACACCGAUUGCUACGGCGUAGUCUUCCACGGCAAUUACCUCCGGUUCUUUGAGCGGGCGGCCAUGUCCGCACUCGUCGGUCUGCCAAACGCAGAGAGGCUUCUCCGCACCGAGCGCUCGAGCCUCGGCCUGGUCUCCGUCACUGGGAUGAAGUGCUCGACGGCGGCCAAGCUUGGCGAUGACUGCCACGUAGAGGUGUCACCGCAGGGCAUCGACGCAGCUGGCCGCCUCGCAUACGCCGCGGUGCUGGUGCGGGCGGACGGCAAGGCGCUGUGCUCAGCGAGCGACCUGCGCCUCGGCUGCAUCCGCGACGGCCACGUCCAGGACGACUGGCCGCUCCCCUCUACCAAUUCCUCGCGCGACUUCCCAGACGCCCCGGCGGGCAGUGAGGCCGUGCUCGGCGCAGCGCCGCCCGCAGGCGAGGCGCCAGCGGUCGCCGCGGCAGACGCGCCGCUCGCGCUCCAUGUUGACGAGUGCUCUGCGCUUGGCACGCUCUCGGUGCACGCAGCGGUGAGCAACACGCGGCAGCACGGCAGCACCACCGGGCAAGAGCUUCGGCUGUGGUGGGUCGUCUCUCUGCCGUCAUCCACGCCGUCCCUUGGCGCAGGUGUCAACGUUGUCGUCGCGCGGCUGGGCCUGCGGCUGCUGCCAGAGGCGCACCGCACGUUUGCGGGCACGCCACUCGAGCUGCGGUGCCGCGUCAAGCUCCGGGCGCGCGGCACCCAGGUUUUCUUUGAGCAUUGGCUGCUGCGGAGAUCCGACGGGGCGCCGCUCGCGCGCGGCGAUGUGACUUGCCUAUGCAUCGACAGCGCGAGCUUUCGGAUCGUGCCUGCCCCCCCUGUGGUGCGGGAACGGCUGGAGCUGUGA